This is a messenger RNA of Acomys russatus (golden spiny mouse), 1247 nucleotides long. It is a transcript of the gene Septin2, whose product is annotated as septin 2. Gene Ontology annotation, cellular component: cell division site; microtubule cytoskeleton; septin complex. The transcript is spliced from 12 exons. The record is from RefSeq and is a predicted model, not a curated record. Gene Ontology annotation, biological process: cell division; cytoskeleton-dependent cytokinesis; regulation of exocytosis. Gene Ontology annotation, molecular function: GTP binding; GTPase activity; molecular adaptor activity. Bases 40 to 1125 code for a protein of 361 amino acids. Lineage: Eukaryota; Metazoa; Chordata; Mammalia; Rodentia; Muridae.
UUUUUUUUUUUUUUACAGAUAGACUGAAAAUCAAGAAAGAUGUCUAAGCAACAACCAACUCAGUUUAUAAAUCCAGAAACUCCUGGCUAUGUUGGAUUUGCAAAUCUUCCCAAUCAAGUUCACCGAAAAUCAGUGAAAAAGGGGUUUGAGUUCACACUGAUGGUUGUUGGUGAAUCUGGUCUAGGAAAAUCAACUCUCAUAAACAGCUUAUUCUUGACUGAUCUCUACCCGGAAAGGAUUAUACCUGGAGCUGCAGAGAAAAUUGAAAGAACUGUCCAGAUUGAGGCCUCAACUGUUGAGAUUGAAGAGCGGGGCGUCAAGCUUCGGCUUACAGUAGUGGACACACCUGGCUAUGGGGAUGCCAUCAACUGCAGGGAUUGUUUCAAGACAAUUAUCUCCUACAUUGAUGAACAGUUUGAACGCUAUUUACAUGAUGAGAGUGGACUGAACAGACGGCACAUUAUUGAUAACAGGGUACAUUGUUGCUUCUACUUCAUCUCACCUUUUGGACAUGGACUGAAGCCCUUGGAUGUUGCAUUUAUGAAAGCAAUACACAAUAAGGUGAAUAUUGUGCCUGUCAUCGCGAAAGCUGACACUCUAACUCUGAAGGAGCGUGAGCGGCUAAAGAAAAGGAUUUUGGAUGAAAUUGAAGAGCAUAACAUCAAAAUCUAUCACUUACCUGAUGCAGAAUCAGAUGAGGAUGAAGAUUUUAAAGAGCAGACUAGACUCCUUAAGGCCAGUAUCCCAUUCUCUGUGGUUGGCUCCAAUCAGUUGAUUGAAGCCAAAGGCAAGAAGGUCAGAGGUCGACUCUACCCAUGGGGUGUUGUGGAGGUGGAGAACCCAGAACACAAUGACUUCCUGAAGCUGAGAACAAUGCUUAUCACCCACAUGCAGGACCUACAGGAAGUAACCCAAGACCUUCACUAUGAAAACUUCCGUUCUGAGAGGCUGAAGAGAGGUGGCAGGAAAGUAGAGAACGAGGACAUGAAUAAAGACCAAAUCUUGCUUGAAAAGGAGGCUGAGCUCCGCCGCAUGCAGGAGAUGAUCGCAAGGAUGCAAGCGCAGAUGCAGAUGCAGAUGCAGGGUGGUGACAGUGACAGCGGGACACUCGGGCACCAUGUGUGAGGUGGCGUUUUAUAUUAGAAACACUCUUAGAUAAAAAGAAAGUCUUCCUAAUAAGUGCUACAGCAUCAAGUUUCUUCACACCUGUCAAAGUGUGCCCAUCCACAUUUGAGACCUGCGUCUGA